UGCUCGCAUGUUGACCGUGUGUCUCUCCUAAAUAAGACCUCCUUCCUAACGGCUGCAAGUUUUCUCUACUUUCAUAGCUAGAAACACCGGCUAGUGGCAACGAUGAGAGAUCGAGUUCUUCAAGAGCCUGAGGUGAGAGUGAUAAUUAAUGUUACUAAUAGUGUGAACUGUGCCUGGGAUUCUAUAAGAGUUCCAGUUAUAGUGCCACUACUACGCCUAGCAAUGAUAUUGUGCUCGGUCAUGUCAAUUCUUCUUUUCGUCGAACGGCUUUACAUGGCAAUAGUGAUAUUGUGUCUGAAAGUGUUGGGGAAGAAAAGAUACACCAAAUAUAGGUUAGAGAGGAUGAAAGAAGACCUGGAGCUUAACAAGAGCUACCCCUUGGUUUUGGUUCAAAUACCUAUGUUCAAUGAGAAAGAGGUUUACAGGCUUUCAAUAGGGGCUGCGUGUGGAAUUACAUGGCCAUCCGAUCGCCUCAUAAUUCAGGUUCUCGAUGAUUCGACAAAUGAAGAGUUAAAGGAGUUGGUGGAGUUGGAAUGCCAUAGAUGGCUGGAGAAAGGGGUGAAUAUCAAGUAUGAAACUAGGAACAACAGGAAUGGUUACAAGGCAGGUGCCCUCAAAGAAGGUUUAGAGAAGCAUUAUGUUGAGGACUGUGAGUUUGUGGCGAUCUUCGAUGCAGAUUUCCAGCCUGAUGAGGAUUUCCUGUGGAGGACCAUUCCAUAUCUGCUUGAGAAUCCUGAGUUGGGCUUGGUUCAGGCCAGAUGGAAAUUCGUGAAUGCUGAUGAAUGCAUGAUGACGCGACUUCAAGAGAUGUCGCUAGAUUAUCACUUCAGUGUUGAGCAAGAAGUGGGCUCCUCAACAUGUUCAUUCUUCGGGUUCAAUGGAAGCGCAGGAGUUUGGAGAAUCCAAGCCAUAAAAGAUGCCGGUGGAUGGAAAGACAGAACCACGGUGGAAGACAUGGAUCUAGCCGUCAGAGCUAGCUUAAAGGGUUGGAAAUUUGUCUUUGUAGGGGACUUGGCAGUUAAAAAUGAACUACCAAGUACCUUCAAGGCUUAUCUGUAUCAGCAACACCGAUGGUCAUGUGGACCAGCUAAUCUCUUCAGAAAAAUGACCAAAGAAAUCAUCCUAUGUGAGAGGGUGUCAAUCUGGAAGAGACUUCAUCUGAUAUACGCUUUCUUUUUCGUGCGGAAAAUUGUCGCCCACUGGGUCACAUUCUUCUUCUACUGCAUUGUUAUACCAGCUAGUGUUGUAGUUCCUGAAGUCAAACUCACAAAGCCGAUUGCCGUUUACAUUCCAGCUACCAUUACUAUUCUUAAUGCAGUCUGCACCCCAAGGUCUCUGCACCUAGUUGUGUUUUGGAUCUUGUUCGAGAAUGUCAUGUCGCUCCAUCGAACAAAAGCUGCAAUCAUCGGACUCCUAGAAGCAAACAGGGCCAAUGAAUGGGUUGUGACUGAGAAGCUUGGGAACACAAUGAAGCUCAAGAACAGCUUGACAAUCUUAAAGAAGCCUAGGUCUAGAACAGUGGAAAGGAUUCAUGUAUUGGAGCUGCUAAUGGGAAUGUUUAUGCUGCAUUGUGCAGUGUAUGAUAUGCUUUAUGGGAAAGAUCACUUCUUUUUGUAUUUGAUGAUGCAAGCUGGGGCUUUCUUCAUAAUGGGGUUUGGGUAUGUUGGAACUUUUGUUUCUAGUUAGUGUGAAAAAGAUAAGUGUGGGGGUAGUCUAAGCACUUACCAG
This is a messenger RNA of Morus notabilis, 1728 nucleotides long. Its product is annotated as mannan synthase 1. The transcript has 10 exons. The record is from RefSeq and is a predicted model, not a curated record. Gene Ontology annotation, cellular component: Golgi apparatus. Gene Ontology annotation, molecular function: mannan synthase activity. Bases 103 to 1686 code for a protein of 527 amino acids. Lineage: Eukaryota; Viridiplantae; Streptophyta; Magnoliopsida; Rosales; Moraceae.